This is a messenger RNA of Aethina tumida (small hive beetle), 2142 nucleotides long. Its product is annotated as soluble guanylate cyclase 89Db-like. Bases 121 to 2049 code for a protein of 642 amino acids. The record is from RefSeq and is a predicted model, not a curated record. The transcript has 13 exons. Gene Ontology annotation, molecular function: heme binding; oxygen sensor activity; guanylate cyclase activity. NCBI's taxonomy places the organism in Eukaryota, Metazoa, Arthropoda, Insecta, Coleoptera, Nitidulidae. Gene Ontology annotation, cellular component: guanylate cyclase complex, soluble. Gene Ontology annotation, biological process: response to oxygen levels; cGMP biosynthetic process; nitric oxide-cGMP-mediated signaling.
CCAGCCUCCGGAAGUUUUCUCCGGUAUUCGUUAAUAUUUAACGGCAAGCGGGUAAAAUGAUCGUUCUCUAAUUCAAAAGUUUCAUUUUAAUAUACAAGUGAAUCUCACUAAUUUGCUAACAUGUAUGGCAUGCUUUUAGAGAGUGUGCAACAUUUUGUUCAAUUGGAAUAUGGAGAGAGUGUCUGGGAAAAGGUUUUACAUGUAUCAGAAUGCAAAUACACCGUAUUCAAUACACAUCAAGUGUAUCCCGAUCAUAUUAUGUCCGACUUGGCGAAUGCUUUGGAACGAGUUACAGGCCAAUCGAGGGAUAAAUUUAUGAAUUUCUUUGGAAAAUGUUUCGUCAGGUUCUUCAGCAACUAUGGCUACGAUCAAACUAUUAAAGCCACAGGAAGACAUUUUACUGAUUUCCUGGAGAAUGUUGAUAAUAUCCAUUCGAGAAUGCGACAUUCCUAUCCAAAGAUGAAAAGUCCUUCUAUGUAUUUGACCGAUGUCGACGAAAGGGGUUGUAAUCUAGUAUACCGCAGUGGCAGACAAGGAUUUACACAUUAUCUAAUGGGACAGCUGGAUCAAAUCGCCACAGAAAUUUACAAUCUAAAGUUGGAUUCGACCGUCAUAAAAAAUGAAAAAGCCACAGUAAGUGGUAAAAACAUUGUUAUAGUUACGUUUCGCUUAAACUUUGACAACACUUCGUAUAUGGAAGCUAAGAAAGCGACCAAAGCGCAUUUGGAAACCAGACAACUACCGUCGUUCCCAUGUACCCUGCUCCUCCAGUUAUUUCCAUUCGCAGUUUUGUUUAAUCCGGAAAUGAUCAUCGAAGGAUACGGAGAAAAAUUACUGGAAGUAACUGGCGGUCAUAAAAUACUUUUGGGAGAACCUAUCACAAAAUAUUUUCGUUUGCGACGGCCAAAGGGCAUAUCGUUUUCAUGGAAAAAUGCGUUCUAUUUAAAGUCAGUCAUGUUCGAAAUCGAAGUUUUACGAGGAGAUAUUUUAAAAACUCAAGACGAUAUUAGUUUGAGCUUAGGGGACCCGGAAUCGAAACGGAAGAAGGCCAACGACAGAGAAAUUGAGAUUGACGGCAAAAGUAUUUCGCCAUACGCCUUGCGACGUGACAGUCUGCCCGGCCUCAAAAAUAUACUACUCAAAGGCGAAAUGAGAUAUCUCAGCGAUAUCAAUCGAAUUAUAUACCUUUGCAGUCCGAUAAUAAAUAAUAUGAGCGAACUCCCGGACCAGGGAAUGUACUUAAAUGAUUUAAACCCUCACGGUCUCGGGAAGGAGAUGGUUCUCACAGGCUGGCAACACAGUUCAAAAUUGGAAUUAAUGUUUGAUAAAGCGGAGCAACGGGCAACAGAGCUGGAGAACAACUACAGCCUCUUGGACGCUUGGAAAAGACGAGGAGAUGACCUACUUUAUUCUAUGAUACCGAAACCGGUAGCUGAUCGUUUAAGAAAUGGAGCAACCUCCGUAGAUACUUGUGAGUCCUUUGAGGCCGUUACUGUGAUGUUCUGCGAAUUAGUCGGAUGCAAUUCGAGCACUGUGGAGGAUGCAAUGGAAUUAGUGUCUACCAUGAAUGCCGUGUUUUCCUGCUUCGAUUCCCUAAUGGACAAGUUCAAAGUGUAUAAGGUUGAGACGGUGGGACAAAUUUACAUGGCAGUUUGCGGUGCACCUGAAAAAAACGACAAUCACGCCAGAAAUAUUUCAGACGUCUCACUGAAUAUGGUGGCACUCGUAAAACAACUGAAAAUACCAUCCGAAACAAAAGUUGACGUGCGGAUAGGAAUACAUUCCGGACCAGUAGUGGCAGGAGUCGUAGGCAUAAAAGUUCCUAGAUAUUGUUUUUUCGGUGACACUGUGAAUACGGCAUCGAGGAUGCAGUCCACAAGUUCGCCAGGCAUGGUACACAUAUCAGAAACAACAAAAAACAUGUUACCACCAGAUCGAUACGUAGUCAAGGACCGCGGAGCUGUAAAACUGAAAGGUAAAGGUGAAAUGGAGACUUACUGGAUAUUUUUUAAGGAAGAAGCCGAAUCUUCCACAAAAUCAAAACAAUAAUCGUAUUGUAUUUUUUUUAUUAUUAGAAAAGACGUAAAAUUAUGUAUUGAAAUAUAUUUAUGUAUUGUAUAAUAAAAAACAUUAUGAUCAAUA